This is a messenger RNA of Anopheles cruzii, 1350 nucleotides long. It is a transcript of the gene Gas8, whose product is annotated as dynein regulatory complex subunit 4. The record is from RefSeq and is a predicted model, not a curated record. Gene Ontology annotation, cellular component: microtubule; Golgi apparatus; motile cilium. The coding region runs from base 40 to 1350 and encodes 436 amino acids. NCBI's taxonomy places the organism in Eukaryota, Metazoa, Arthropoda, Insecta, Diptera, Culicidae. The transcript has 2 exons. Gene Ontology annotation, biological process: cell motility. Gene Ontology annotation, molecular function: microtubule binding; small GTPase binding.
AAAAAGGCAAAAGGAAGCACCGUCAUCGAUGGGUGCGACAUGGCGAGUAUGUCCCGCGAGCAGUUGGAGCAGUUCGCCCUCAAGCUGCGCAACGAGAUGGAGCGCGAGCGAGAGGAGCGCAACUUCUUCCAGCUCGAGCGGGACAAACUGCGCACGUACUGGGAGAUCACUCGGAAGCAGCUGGAGGAGGCGAAAGCGGUGAUCCGCGGGAAGGAGCGCGACGUGGAGGUGGCCCAGGAGCUGGCGGAUCAGGACACGAAGAAUGUGAUGCAGGAAAUGAAGCAUCUGCAGUACGAACACCAGUCCCACAUCGGGGAGCUGCGCGCGGAGAUGAUGACGCAGCUCAAAAUGGCGCAGGAGGACCACACGCUGCAGGAACGCGAACUGCUCAACGACAAGCGUGACCUGAAGCGACUGUUGCGCGAAAAGGAAGAGAACGCCGAGCUGGAGAUACAGCAGCUGAAACUGAAGCACAGUGAACUGCUCAGCGUGGAGCGGGCCAAGUUCCAGGAGGAGAUCGAAGCGAUGACGAAGCUCUUCGAGCAGCGGCUCGCCAGUUACAAGGAGGAGGCCGAGGUGCGCCACGAAAUGGAACUUUCCGAAGUGGAGGAGCGCAAGAAUGGCCAGAUCGCGGAGCUGAUCAACACGAACGAGCAGGCGUACCGCGAGAUGAAGAGCUACUACAACGCGAUCACGCAAAACAACCUGGCACUGAUCAACAGCAUGAAGGAGGAGAUGGAAGAGAUGCGGCUCCAGUCGGACAAGGACCUGAAAAGCUUCACCGAGGUGAUGGCGGAGAACAAGCGCCUGACGGAGCCACUCAAGAGCGCGCAGGGCGAACUGGUGGAGCUGCGCAAAAAGCUGCAGUACUACGACCGCGAUAAGGCCACCCUGAACCGGGUCAAAGCCCGGCUCAACAGCACCCAGAAGCAACUGUCCAGCCUGAAGCUCGAGCAGGACGUACUUCAGAUGCGCUGCGAGAAGCUAAUCGAUGAGCGGGACCAGUUGAAGCGGCUCUUCGAAAAGUCGAUGCUGGAGUUGCAGCAAAAGUCGGGCCUGAAGAAUUCGCUACUGGAGCGAAAGCUGGAGUACAUCGAGAAGCAGACGGAGCAGCGGGAAGCCAUCCUGGGCGAGGUCUUAUCACUGGCCGGUAUCGAGCCCCAGUCGCUGAGCGUCCGCAUCGAGAAGCUGCUGGUGCAAAAGAACGACAAGAUUCAGGCGCUCCGGUACGAUCUGGCCCGCGUCUGCAAGAUGUACGACGAUCUACUGUCGCUGAUCGAGGGCAAGCUGGUGAAGUACGGCAUCACGCUGAAGGACCUGGAACUGACGAGCUUGCGGCAGGAGAAAUGA